This is a messenger RNA of Notodromas monacha, 2776 nucleotides long. Lineage: Eukaryota; Metazoa; Arthropoda; Ostracoda; Podocopida; Cyprididae. The record is from the annotation of a GenBank genome assembly.
AGACAUUUCGACUGCAUCCGAUGCAAAUUCGUGGAAGGGUGAUUUGGUGCUGAAGUCUUUUACUGAAUAGCAUGCUGUAGUAUUUUAGUUGUAAUGGGAAACGUGUACACUGUUGGGCCAAACGAGGCCCUCGUCGUCUCCGGUGGCUGUUGUGGAUCGGCUCAGAAGCGAACUAUUGUUGGAGGAUGGGCGUGGGCUUGGUGGCUCGUUACCGACGUACAAAAGCUCUCGCUGGAGGUGAUGACGAUCACCCCGGUGUGCGAGCAUGUUGAGACCGCACAGGGCGUUCCACUGACCGUCACCGGUGUCGCACAGUGCAAAAUCAUCACUGCCUCUGAGCUUUUGCAAACUGCGUCAGAACAGUUCUUGGGGAAAUCUAUCCAGGAAAUCAUGGACACCGUCCUUCAGACUUUGGAAGGACACCUCCGUGCCAUUCUUGGUACCCUAACUGUGGAGGAAGUGUACAAAGAUCGGGAUCAGUUCGCUACACUUGUUCGCGAAGUUGCCGCACCUGACGUCGGCCGCAUGGGAAUCGAAAUCCUUUCUUUCACGAUUAAAGACAUAUUUGAUAACGUUGAUUACUUAUCGUCGCUAGGGAAGACUCAGACAGCUAACGUGAAACGUGACGCCGACGUUGGGGUAGCUCAAGCGAAUCGAGAUGCUGGGAUUCGUGAAGCGGAGUGCGAAAAAGCUGCUAUGGAUGUCAAAUGCUCCACUGAUGCUCGAAUUGAAGAUGCAACAAGAGGCCUGAAGGUCCGAAAAGCCGAGUUCGACACAGAAGUUGGUCGUGCGAAAGCAGAAGCGCAAUUAGCGUACAGCCUCCAAGCCGCCAAGAUCCAGCAGAAGAUCAGGAAUGAGGAAAUUCAAAUCCGCGUGGUGGAGCGUCGCAAGAUGAUUGAGGUGGAAGACCAGGAGAUCAAGCGCAAGGAAAAGGAGUUGAUGGGAACGGUGAAGCUGCCUGCAGAGGCUGAAUCCUACCGCAUGGAGCUGGUAGCUGAGGGCAAACGUGCUCAGACAGUUGCUGCAGCGAAAGCUGAGAGCGAGGCCAUCAGAUUGGUGGGAGCUGCGGAAGCGGAGAGCAUUGAGGCUGUCGGGAAAGCUGAGGCAGAGAGAAUGAGGAUGAAAGCUGCUGCUUACAAGCAGUACGGGGAUGCCGCCGUCAUGUCACUUGUGCUGGAGGCACUGCCUAAGAUUGCAGCUGAGGUGGCUGCCCCGCUGGCGAAAACUGAAGAGAUAGUGUUGAUCGGCGGUGAUGACCGUACGACCGCGGAGGUGAACAGGUUGGUCAGCCAAAUCCCACCUGCCGUCCACGCUUUGACCGGUGUUGACCUGUCCAAGGCUGUUGGAUCCUGGCUUGGAGGGACUCCGGUUCGAGCAGGAGGGGACUCCUGAAUCUCUCCAUAUUUCGCUCAAGCAUGCUACUUGUCCACGUUUGCGUUCAUAGUGCAUGUUCUUAUGUUGCUUAUGAUACUAGCGCCAAAAGAAAUAUCGAUUUUGUCAUUUUUCGACGUUCCUUUGUCGAUGAUUCGGCCGAAUUUCGUAUCGAUUUACUAAUUUGAGGGGCAAACCGACAAAUAUCUUACUCCACUCGGGGAAGAUUGCCCAUGCUUUGUUUUAAUCAGUGCGGAGGAUUAAUCCUGGACUGUUUGAUGGAAGGAUUGUGCUUUUUUUUUAAUAUUUUCGCAAAAUUUAAAUGACUGCCGGGACGUAUCGAGCUGAGCAGCAGAAAAUACUUGUUAGUACUGUAUUCAGGUUUAACGCUGAUUUACUUGGUACUUUUGCGUUGGUUCGUUCCUUUCUCUUUCGUAAUCUCGGUAGAAAAAAAGCUGUUUCACCUUUUUGUUGUUGUUACGAGAACCACUUGAAAUCGGCGCGUUUCGAAGUGUUUGAAGACAAAACCAGGAAGUUUGUGUUAUCUCACCAGGUUCUUCACAAAAUUCCGGGAGCGUCCUAGUUGCCAGGAGAUGCCAAAAAACGGAGGAGAAAUUAAAUCAAGCCUCAUCGUUCUAUAGUCAUGUUCCAUAUUAUGGGCUUUUUUUCGUUUCACAAGCUUCGAUCUCAAAUUGUGGAAUAUUUGUCUCGUGGGCAUUGUAGAAGCUUAUCUCUGGGGAUUCUCUGUAAGUACAGUACAGUUUUUGUCCGACUGCAAACAAGACGUUGAGUAUGAUGUGCCAGUGUUGUUCCGGUUGUCGCGGCCUACUCCUCCCAUGACGUUUUUGCUCCGGAACUUUGAAGCGCAGCUGUGUGUAGAAUGACGUGUGAUCUGUGUCCGCAAUCUUGAACAAAAUGUUUCUCUUUCUGCAAACUUGUAAUACUCUUAGAAGACGCAGCGAGUGCCUCUGAACGCUUGUCCGAAACCGAUGAUUGAUUUGUUUUGCUUUGCGAAAAGGUAUUUCUGGAACGAACGGGAGGUUUUUGCAGUCUUCGUACGUAAAGCAAAUGACUGCCGGAUACUCCUCGAAAGCUUCGUCAUCUUCACGAUGCAUUGUUCACUUGCAGUAUUUAAGCAACAAAAUCCUGGUACAGUAGUAGAAAUCAGUUGGUCUGCGUCGUAAGUUUCAUUUUCACCGCUUGAAUAAAUGUGAGAGGUCGCGCGGAAACGGAGCAAGUCUCGUAAGUAGAGAAAGCUUGUGUUUUGUGGGUGUUCGUGCGAGCAAUACAAGGUUAUUUUUGAGCAUUUUUCCAUGACAGAUCGGUUUUGUUAUGGUUCUUGCAUCUAUUGUUUUUCGGUUAUCCGACGCGACAAUAAAAUUAUUCCCUCUGGUCAAAUUGAGAA